AUGCUGAAAUCGAUCUGCACGAGCUCGCUGCUCUUGCUGAGCGCGAGCUUCUUCUCCGCUAGCUCCGCGUCUCAAGACGCGCAAGUCCAUCUCACCGCUCCAACCAAGCAUCACCAAGUUGAUCCAGCUAUUCUGGCUGCCUUGGAGAAGUACCUGGAUCCUGUUGAUGCGCUUGUUUCAUUACACCCCGAGGCUGCUGAGCAGCUGGCUCAACCACGUCUUCUGAAGGUGCUCGGGGAGCCAAGCGCUCAAUGGAUGACUGAGGGUGACAAGCUGCGCCUAAAGCGCAAGGGUAAGAAGUUUAUCGAUAUUACUGACCACGAAGCCUUCUACAAAGAGCAAGUGCAUGCCCUUGCUGGUGAAGCCCACUUGCCCCAGCUUUCUCACCAGGACCUGGUCAGGCCAUUGCUGCCUCGGGUAUCUACCGAGAAGAUGCACGAUGUUCUCCAACAUAUGACGGGGUAUUACACACGAUAUUUUGGCAGUGUCACUGGCGAGGAAAGUUCUCAAUGGCUUUACAACCACAUUGCUGAGAUCAUCAAAAACGCACCAUUCCACACUCACAUUUCUCUCGAGUUUUUCACUCAUUCUUUCCCUCAGUCAUCCAUUAUUGCUCGCUUUGAGCCUAAAGUGAGAGACUUUUCGCUGCCGUUGACCAUUAUCGGGGCGCACCAAGACUCGUUAAAUCAUGAGCUCCCGCUGCUCCCUGCUCCAGGUGCCGACGACGACUGCUCUGGCACGGUGAGUAUCCUGGAAGCUUUCCGCGUUUUGGCAGAGAGCGGGUUCACUCCGCUUAAUGGACCUGUCGAGUUCCAUUGGUAUGCUGCCGAGGAGGGCGGGCUCUUGGGUAGCCAGGCCAUUGCGCGAUAUAAGAAAGAGUCCGGGGCUCGUAUUGGUGCCAUGAUGGAAUUUGACAUGACUGCAUUUAUCGCCCGAAACGCGACCGAAUCCAUUGGAUUCAUCGAGACUGAAGCAGACGCCCCACUAACGAGCUGGGCCGCCGCCUUGGCUACUGAGUAUAUUUCCAUCCCUGCUAAAGUGUACAAGCUGCCUAGUGGUGCUGGUUCUGACUACAUGUCAUAUACACAGCUCGGGUAUCCUGCAGCUUUUGCAUCCGAGGGCAAUCCUUCGGCCAGCGGUAAACCACUGGGCGAGUAUGACCCUUAUAUCCACACGGAAAAGGACACAAUGCAUGUUGAUGACGAGGCUGGAGUCUUCUCCAUUGAGCACAUGGCCCGGUUUUCUGAGCUUGCCAUUGCUUUCGUCAUUGAGCAGGCUGGUUGGAAUAAUACUAAGUGG
This is a messenger RNA of Trichoderma virens Gv29-8, 1299 nucleotides long. RefSeq lists its product as uncharacterized. The record is from RefSeq and is a predicted model, not a curated record. Lineage: Eukaryota; Fungi; Ascomycota; Sordariomycetes; Hypocreales; Hypocreaceae. Gene Ontology annotation, molecular function: metalloexopeptidase activity. Gene Ontology annotation, biological process: proteolysis. The transcript has 6 exons. The annotation marks the transcript as partial.